AUGCCGUCUGUAGCUAAUUAUGUGGUCGAUAAGAUCGUACUAAUGCAACUAUUCGCACUUCUGAUCCAGUUACAGGAGCCGCCUGGUUCAAACUAUGAUCUUCAUAGACGUUUAGAACUUAUAUUAAACUAUGAUCUUCAUGGACGUUUAAACUUAUCCUUAUUCCCCGAAUCGCUAUUGAA
This is a messenger RNA of Paramuricea clavata, 182 nucleotides long. The record is from the annotation of a GenBank genome assembly. NCBI's taxonomy places the organism in Eukaryota, Metazoa, Cnidaria, Anthozoa, Malacalcyonacea, Plexauridae.